Molecule: messenger RNA, 1059 nt
Organism: Helianthus annuus (common sunflower)
Lineage: Eukaryota; Viridiplantae; Streptophyta; Magnoliopsida; Asterales; Asteraceae
Exons: 4
Coding region: 1-1059 (352 amino acids)
Molecular function (GO): nucleic acid binding; zinc ion binding
Source: RefSeq, a predicted model, not a curated record
AUGGAGACUGUGAUAGACAUCAGCGGAUGUGCUAAGGAAGACAUAGUGAAGUUUGUGUCUCAAUCUUUCAAGGGCGAUGCCCUCACUUGGUGGAAGGCAUUAGUGCAAGCCACUGGAAAGGUCCCUUUGUAUAACCUUUCAUGGAGAAAGUUUGUUGAUUUGGUGAAGGACACUUAUUGUCCUCAACAUGAAGUCGAGAGGAUAGAGACUGACUUCCUCACCUUGGUAAUGAAGGAUCUGGAUUAUGUUGUGAGGAGUAGGGUGAAGAAAGUUACCGAUGAUGGGAAGAGGAAGAGGGAGGAAGACAAGUCUCCACAAUCAAACAAGAAGGGAAAAGGGAACUUUGGUUCCAAGAAGGGCCAGUCAAAUGACAAGCCCAGAUGCAAAACCUGCAAUAAAAGACACUUUGGAAAGUGCAACCAAGACCUACAAGCUAAACCAUGUGGGAUUUGUAAAAAGAAAGGGCAUAAGUCUGUAGAUUGCCGGAAUAUCAAGGAUGCAACCUGCUAUGGUUGCAAUGAAAAGGGCCACAUCAAGACCAAUUACCCCAAGAAUGCUAAGACGCCCGAGGAGGCAAAGAAAAACAAUGCGAGAGUUUUUCAGAUGAACGCGAGAGAAGCGGUGAACGACGAGAACGUUAUAACAGAUAUAAAAUAUGAGGUAGAGCUUGCUAAUGGUGCCUUAGAAACAGCUUCCACUCUUCUUGAUGGAUGUUUUAUAUCCAUUAAGAAUCAUUUUAUCCCGCUAUCCCUCUUGCCAAUGAAAUUGGCUGGGUUUGAUAUAGCUUUAGUCACUAUUCAGGGAGAUACACAAUAUGGAUUGCCCAGCAAUGUGUCUAUUCUCAAAGUAUCGCAGUGUUUGAAGAGCAGAUGUGUCAUUUACAUGGCACAGGUGACUGUGAAUGAUCCGAAGCCUAAGAUUGAAGACAUUCCAAUCAUCUCUGAGUAUCCUGAUAUCUUUCCUGACGAGUUACCUGGAUUACCUCCAGAGAGGCAAGUAGAGUUCAGGAUAGACAUUCUGCCAGGAUCUGCGCUAUUGCACGAGCCCCUUAUCAUCUAG